CGACGAUGACGCUCCGAUGUCCGCCCAAGGGGAAUGGACGGAUGUGCGUGUUGUUCGUGGGAUUGCGUUUAUCUGAUCCAGCAAUCUAGCUACGAACCAGUAUCAAAUCUAUUACAGCAGACAGUUCUCCGAUGUGCCCCGAAGGGUGAACGGAUGUGUACCGAACCAUAAUUUAUUACAUUUCUUCGUGUGUAUAUACAAAUUGCCACUUUUCACAAUGGGAAUACUGUUCGCGAAACUAUGGAGCUUGUUCACUAACGAAGAACACAAAGUUGUCAUUGUUGGUCUAAGUAAUGCAGGGAAGACAACGAUACUCUACCAGUUCCUUAUGAACGAGGUGGUGCACACGUCACCCACGAUCGGCAGCAACGUGGAAGAGGUGGUCUGGAAAAAUGUGCACUUCAUCAUGUGGGACCUCGGAGGACAAGAAAAGCUGCGGGCCACAUGGAACACCUACUAUAGUAACACAGAGUUCCUUAUAGUGGUGGUGGACAGCAUGGACAGAGAAAAGCUCCCUUUGACCAAGGAAGAGCUCUGGAAGAUGCUUUCCCAUGAGGACCUGACAAAGGCUGCUGUACUCAUUUUCGCCAACAAGCAGGAUCUAAAAGGAUGCAUGUCCCCGACGGAGAUUUCGGAGCAGCUAAGUCUCACCUCUAUAAAGAAGAAUAGGUGGCACAUACAAGCAUGCUGUGCACUUACUGGUGAAGGUUUGUACCAGGGCCUAGAAUGGGUAUAUGCGCAGCUGAAGAGCAAGUGAUAAAAAGCUUUGACCCCAAACUGUCGGACUGUGCUGUGAUACUAAGGCCUUGCCUGAAAGUCAGCAAUGCAGUUGCUUGGAACGCCUUGCUCACCAUCUUAAAAGUCACAGGGUGACCACUCGGACCGCCCACCACUACGGCCGUCAAGGAAGCGGAAGGCGGACUGUGCAGUUUUAACGUCUCUCUCCAAGAUCAGUUCGCUGUCGAGUUUGCCCGCUACGGAACCAAACCAGUGUACAUAGCGUGAUCACGUGCGCAGGUGUAAAUAUUGGUGAUCACACUUUUUUUUAACGUCUUCUGCAAUUUCUUCACCUAAGACGCGAAAUUAUGAGCGAACGAGAUUCCGACAACGUCGGCGUUUCCUGUCUUUUGUAGUGCUUCCGACCGACAUUCGAGCGCGAAAUUCUGUCUCUAAACCAACAGCGCUUGAUCGAAAAACAUUGUUGCAGUGCGUAGCUUAAGGUUCUUCACAAUUCAGUGUAACAUAUACUCAUCACAGCACAUCUUUAACGCUCUAGGUUUCCGUUAUGUCGACGCAUAACGAAAGAUUUUAAAGCUUCUUUUUUUGCAAUAUGUACGAACCCCUCACAAAAUUUGCUCUCUAAGGAUGACAAGCAAGUGCAUAUGCAGUGCCACCGUCGGUGACAAUUUACCAUUGUUUCUCCAAUCACGAAAACAAAGAAAAUAAAUUAGUUCCACGUUCGAA
This is a messenger RNA of Ornithodoros turicata, 1464 nucleotides long. It is a transcript of the gene Arl5, whose product is annotated as ADP-ribosylation factor-like protein 5B. The transcript is spliced from 6 exons. The coding region runs from base 218 to 757 and encodes 179 amino acids. The record is from RefSeq and is a predicted model, not a curated record. Lineage: Eukaryota; Metazoa; Arthropoda; Arachnida; Ixodida; Argasidae. Gene Ontology annotation, molecular function: GTP binding; GTPase activity. Gene Ontology annotation, biological process: protein localization to Golgi membrane; intracellular protein transport; vesicle-mediated transport. Gene Ontology annotation, cellular component: cytoplasm; trans-Golgi network.